AUGGUGUUCAGAUGGAAUUAUGGACCAGUGUUGUGCCACUUACUUCCAUAUCUAUCAAAAUCUGCUACCCUUGUCAGUAUAUACACACUUAUCUUCAUCGCCUUCGAUCGCUAUACCGCUGUAAUGUCACCCGUAGCAAGCACCGUAUCGAGGCAAAGAAGAAUCACGGUUGUCAUAGUAAUAUGGAUAGCAAGUCUCCUAUUCUCACUGCCAUUGGCAUAUUUCAAGAAAUACGAAAAUGUUGUCAAUGGUGGAGUGACGGUACCCGCCGUGAACAGUCUCACCUCAAUAGUGAUAUUAUUCGGCAUUUGCUGGCUGCCAGCAAGAAUAUUCACACUUGUGGCUACGAGAUGGUACUCAGAUCCUGUAGUUAUAAUGACGAUAAAAUGUUGUAUCUUUAUAUGGUUAAUCUUAUCAGAUUGUGUCUUUAAUCCUGUCGUCUAUGUACUUCUUAGUGAUAAGUUCAAGGCAGAGGCUAGACGUGUAUGUCGUUGUUGCUUCGACCUCAAUGAACGCUACCCGCCGUCAGCAGCAACGCGUACAACAGCGAUAAUAUCGCAUACUAACACAAGAAAUACGAUAUUUAACAAUUAA
This is a messenger RNA of Saccoglossus kowalevskii, 594 nucleotides long. RefSeq names its product substance-P receptor-like. NCBI's taxonomy places the organism in Eukaryota, Metazoa, Hemichordata, Enteropneusta, Harrimaniidae. The record is from RefSeq and is a predicted model, not a curated record. Gene Ontology annotation, molecular function: G protein-coupled receptor activity. Gene Ontology annotation, biological process: G protein-coupled receptor signaling pathway. Gene Ontology annotation, cellular component: plasma membrane.